GUUCAUCUUCUGUUCGAAGUCAAACACACAUCACCCUUCCACAUACGCGAAUAGACAGUUUUGUGUGCACAAUGUUGGUCCUUUGGCUAAAUAUCAUCGCAAUAAUUUGUGUCAUACCCUACGCAAAUGGAGAAGGAAGGGUUGCAAUAGCGCAUUUACAAUCGCUAAAGUCAGUGACUGGUCAAAUUCAAUUUACGGAGACGGCAAAAGGGCUUCAUGUCGAAGGAGUUAUAUUUGGUUUACCACCCGGUGCCUACGGGUUUCACGUUCACGAAUUAGGAGAUGUUGCACCUGGUUGCGACCAGGCGGGCCGGCACUUCAACCCUGAGGGAUCCAACCACGGUGGCAGGAACUCCACCGUACGCCAUGUCGGUGACCUCGGAAAUGUAGUGUUCGUUAGCGAGCGAGCCGCUUAUGCUACAGUAGACUUUGUAGAUAGUCUAUUGGCACUUCAAGGACGUAAUAGUAUAUUGGGGCGCUCUUUGGUCUUGCAUGAACAAACGGAUGACCUAGGUUUGGGAGGAAACGCGACGUCUUUGACUACAGGUAACUCGGGGCCACGGAUAGCAUGUGGUGCUAUUGGAAUCAAAUCACCUUAUGACCCUUGGAAUGCUGCUAGCUCUAUGUCUCCGUCGAUGCUACUAUUUAUCACAUCUUUAACUUUAUUUACUUUAAAAUGGAAAUUGUUGUAAUAAGUAUUUAAUUUUAAUAGACUGUAAUCUGUAAACAUACUUUAGUUUUUAUAUUUUAAUAAAAUGGUAUUGUAAAGUAA
Spodoptera frugiperda (fall armyworm) is the source of this 772-nucleotide messenger RNA. Its product is annotated as superoxide dismutase [Cu-Zn]. Gene Ontology annotation, molecular function: copper ion binding; superoxide dismutase activity. Gene Ontology annotation, biological process: removal of superoxide radicals. The coding region runs from base 72 to 692 and encodes 206 amino acids. NCBI's taxonomy places the organism in Eukaryota, Metazoa, Arthropoda, Insecta, Lepidoptera, Noctuidae. The record is from RefSeq and is a predicted model, not a curated record. The transcript has a single exon.